Molecule: messenger RNA, 5596 nt
Organism: Trichechus manatus latirostris (Florida manatee)
Lineage: Eukaryota; Metazoa; Chordata; Mammalia; Sirenia; Trichechidae
Gene: TDO2
Product: tryptophan 2,3-dioxygenase
Exons: 12
Coding region: 1-1221 (406 amino acids)
Molecular function (GO): L-tryptophan 2,3-dioxygenase activity; heme binding; metal ion binding
Source: RefSeq, a predicted model, not a curated record
AUGCUAGACUUACGAGAGCUCUCGGAGAGUGGAAAACAAAGUCUCAUCCGGAAACCACUUUCUCAGAUUAAAGGGCAAUCCCCACCACGUCUGUAUGGCUGGUUAAAUGACAACGUCAGUCUUUCUACUUUCCUUUUAAAGCUGGAAAAAGUUUUGAAUGCACAGGAGCUUCAAAGUGAAAUAAAAGGAAAUAAAAUCCAUGAUGAGCAUCUUUUUAUCAUAACUCAUCAAGCUUAUGAACUCUGGUUUAAGCAAAUCCUCUGGGAAUUAGAUUCUGUUAGAGAGAUCUUUCAGAAUGGCCAUGUCAGGGAUGAAAGGAAUAUGCUCAAGGUUGUUACUCGGAUGCACAGAGUGGCAGUGAUCCUUAAACUAUUGGUACAACAGUUUUCUGUUCUGGAAACAAUGACAGCCUUGGACUUUAAUGACUUCAGAGAAUAUUUAUCCCCAGCAUCAGGCUUCCAGAGCUUUCAGUUUCGUCUACUAGAAAACAAGAUAGGUGUUCUUCAGAGUAUGAGAGUCCCUUACAACAGAAGACAUUAUCGUGAUAACUUCAAAGAAGAAGAUAAUGAACUUCUACUUAAGUCUGAGCAGGAAAAAUCACUUCUGCAACUAGUGGAGGCAUGGCUGGAAAGAACACCAGGUUUAGAACCACAUGGAUUUAACUUCUGGGGAAAACUUGAAAAAAAUAUUAUCAAAGGCCUGGAAGACGAAUUCACAAGGAUUCAGGCUAGGGAAGAGUCCGAGGAAAAAGAAGAACAAAUGGCUGAAUUUCAGAAACAAAAAGAGGUGUUACUGUCUUUAUUUGAUGAGAAACGUCAUGAACAUCUUCUCAGUAAAGGUGAUAGACGGCUGUCAUACCGAGCACUUCAGGGGGCAUUAAUGAUAUAUUUCUACAGGGAAGAGCCUAGAUUCCAGGUCCCUUUUCAGUUGCUGACUUAUCUUAUGGACAUAGACACACUCAUGACCAAAUGGAGAUAUAACCACGUGUGCAUGGUGCACAGAAUGCUGGGCAGCAAGGCUGGCACUGGUGGGUCCUCAGGCUACCAGUACCUUCGCUCAACCGUGAGUGACAGGUACAAGGUAUUUGUAGAUCUAUUUAACCUUUCGACGUAUCUGGUUCCACGACACUGGAUACCGAAGAUGAACCCAAUCAUUCACAAAUUCCUCUACACAGCUGAAUACUGUGACAGCUCUUACUUCAGUAGUGAUGAAUCAGAUUAAAAUCAUCUGCAAAAUCUAUGAAGCCCACUGAUGUCUCACUAUAUCUUUUCUUAUUUUCUAUGAAUUUUCAUGAGUACACAAAUAGUCCUAACAUAUGUAUAUACAUAGCUCAGCACCACGGUGUUCUGGUUCAAUUCCAAAAAUCAUUUUAUUAUCGCAAGUGUGUGAAAGGAUUAAGCAUUGAGAUAAAAAAUAAUUCAGCUAAACUGUAACAUUGUACAUAGAGCAUUUUUCUAUUAAAAUUCAAUUUCCCUUGAUAUUUCACUGAGUCCCUUAAUGCAAUAAAUUUUCUCGUUUCAAACUUUAUAAGCUUGUAAAUUUCAUUAUUUCAAAUAUUUAUACAAUAAAAUGCAUCAUUCUGUACAAAGGCUUUUAUUCGAUUAAAAUUUUCAUAAAUAAAAAUUACUCUUUUUACCAUGUAUUGUUUUUGAAACAUUGCUUUUAUUUCCUAGAGCUCUUGAAAUGGCAGAAAUCUAUCUGAAGCUUUCCUUAAAAAAAAAACAAAAACCUAUUGCUGUCAAGUCGAUUCCAACUCAUAGCGACCCUACAGGACAGAGUAGACCUGCCCCAUAGGGUUUCCAAGGAGCGUCAGGUGGAUUCCAAUUGCUGACCUUUUAGUUAGCAGCUGAGCUCUUCACCACUGUGCCACCAGAAGCUUGCCUGGAGGUGUUUAUUGAACAAUCACUCCGUUAGCUCAAAGAAUUGAUAGCAGCACUGUCCAACAAGCCUUCGGAGAGAGGAACCUGGAGAGCUUUGAGGCCACAGGGCCUGGGUCCACUUCCUGGAAUACUACGUUCCUGGAACACAGGAUUCUGUUUGUCUUGUCUCUUCUCUGUUGGUGUUCCUUCCUUCUUUCCUAUUACGUAGACCAGCUCCUUCCUCAGCCUCCAGCACCUUUGGGUUCACAGAAGGGCAAUGUGGCUCUUUUCCCCAGCAUCAGUUUUGUGGUUUGGGAGGUAGACAUAUGCACAACAGGAUUGACGUAGGGGUGAGGAGCAGUUCUCUCUUUUCAGAAGAAAGGAGAUGUAGACAGAAUAAGCAAUGAUCUGAUUCAUUUUAAAUAACAAGUAAUAGGCUAAGAGUUUUGAUUAGAAACGAGUUUUAUUUUUCUAUUUCUAGUUUUGCUUUGAUAUUGGCAAACACUUAAGUUUCUAUUAUGCAGAGAGUAUAUAAUAUCAUGAAAGGAAUACUGAAGUGUACAUCAAUCUUACCUAGAGUGAAUGAUUAUCAUAGGGAGCAAUAACUUCUUGAUGAAUUGAACAAUUCUUUGGUCUUUCAAUUGUUUUUUCCUGUAAAGAUCAUAUUGUCUAGCUUGACUCUAAAUUAUAUAUAAUUGUUUUUGCCUACAUGGCUUUUGUGCUUGUGUGUGCGUGUAUGUGUGUGUACAUAGGACCUGAGUGUGGUGAAGCUGAGGAGGUAUAGAGGCAAGCUGCAUGCUGGCUAAAGGCAGACUUUGAAAUCAAUAAGCUUGAGUGCAAAUUCUGGCUCUGCUUUUCAUUAACUACCUACUCUAGUAAAACAACUUACCCCAUUUAAGCCCUGGUUUUCUAUCUAUAUAGUGAGGAUGAUGAUACUUAUAAUCUUUUGGUUUUUCUUAUGCUAUAAUGAGAAAUGUUAGAUGUUCUGUCAACAAAUUGCCUUGCAAUCUUAGAAUAUAUGCUACUCCCUCAUAGUUAUCAUUCUUUUAAUAGACUACAUGAUUUGAUUUAGUUCUUUACAUGUUUAUAUCCAGGUCUGACUAAGCUACUACAAGAGUUUUUUUCAGAAGAUAUAUCAAUAACUUUUAAUUUAAUGUCAAAACGAUAUAUAUGUCAGUUCCCACCAUUGUCCCCAUUCAUACUUGCUUCUAGAUUGAGAAUCCAAUUUAAAAUUCUAAUUCUAAAUGUGUCACGAAAUCACCGUAAGGAAUUUACACAAUAGUUGAAAGAUUAGACUCAAACAUACCAACGAUCAUGAAAAUGACCCAGGACUGAGCGACGUUUCCUUAUACGUAAGGUCACCAUGAGUCGGAGCUUACUCAAAGGCAACUAACAACACUUACCUUGAGAAGCUUGCGAAACAACAUCCAAACAUGUUGAUGAUGAGUCCUAAUUGGUGCGUGAAGACCUCAUUGUUUUCCUCGAAGCCUUCCUACUAUGUGAACUUCAAGCAGUUUGUAAUAGAUCCAAACCGAAACCAAACCUGUUGUCGAGGAGUCAACUCCAAUUCAUGGCAACCCCAUGUGCUACAGAGUAGAAUUCCAUAGGGUUUUGUUGGCUGUAAUCCUUAUAUGAAAGUAGAUCGCCAGGCCUUUCUUCUGCAGGGCUGCUGGGUGGGUUUGAAUGGCCAACAUUUCAGUUAGAAGUCUAGCUCAAACCUUUUGAGGCACCCAGGGACCUGGGUUAUAGAGGGAGCAUGGGAAAUGCCUACGUGGAACAGCAGCAACCGAGAAACAAUUGAGUUGAGAAGGUGGAGAGUGGCUUCUCCAGGAAAGCUCAUAUUAUAAAGAGUUUGCAUAUGGUAGUCAUUGGGAGUCCCUGAAUGGUUUAAAACAGGGAAAUAAUGUGAUAACACUGUCAUUUAGAAAUGUAAAUCCAAUGGAAAUAUGAUAGAUGAAUUAUAACAGCACCCAUCAGAAGCACCUACGGGGCUUGUUAAAAACAGAGUUUCUAACUCAGUAGGUUUGUGGUGGGGCCUGAGAAUUUGCAAUUCAAAUAAGUUCCCAGGUGAAGCUGAUAUUGCUGGUCUGGGGACUGCACUUUGAGAAGCCUGGGUUAGGACACACUGAGUUCAGUGACGAGACUACUGAAUAGUGGAGAGAGGGGCACUAAAGGACAUACAUCUGAGAAGGGGCAGUAGAAAUGGAGAGGAGGUGGAUGAUUUAGUAACAGGUUAUCAAGGUAUACUUGACCUGAUUAAAUAUCUAAGAUUUUACCAAUUUUAUGAAGUGAGUGAUUACAUACUGUUGACGCUGUUAACAACCAAAAUAGAGAAUCGAGGAGCUCUUCCCCCUUCCCCUCCCUUGGCAGGAGCGUGGGAGAAAAUGAUGGGUGAGGCUUUGGAAUGACUGCGGUUCAGGCGUCCAUGGAGAAAACCAAGAUUGGAUCUAUGGAUUUGGAGCUGUGAAUGUAAAGCCCAUGAACACUGGGUUGACAAAAUUUAAGCCACACACUUAUGGACAGAUGCUUCUCAACUCAAGGGUAAGUAGAAUGUUUUAUUAUAAAUGUCAUCAAAAUCUGGAAUAGCUGAGAGGUGUUAAACAUCUUGAAAUUUUAAAAAUUCUUCAGCAUUUCAAAAAGUAUUACAAAAGUAUUCGUAUCAUAGAGAAAGUCAUUCACUGAACACAGAAACUUAAUAGGAAAGCAUUCACAUUUAUCCAUCAGAAAUUAGAACCACCAGGACAUAUUUCUUUUCUGGCAUACCUGGAAAAUUAGAAUGUUUAUUAAUUAAAAUGUCACUAUUUGCCUUCCUGGAUCAUCUCGAAUGCUGAGUUAACACGUAUUAUUUUGAGAUUGCUUCUGGUUGGUAUGAAAAAAAAAAUACAGUAUUUAUCUUUGAUUUUCUUUUUCUACUAAAAGGAAGGCUAAAUAAAGAUCAAAUGUGAGAGGAAAAAAUGGGAUAUCCCUGAAAUUUUUUAGUGGUUAUUAAUAUAUUUAAAGUUUCAUUUCUGUUAAGAUCUUCUACAUUAAAAAGAAGCCAUAAAUGUUAGAGUAGAGAUAUUUAUAUAUGUAUAGUUGAUAUGAUUCUCUUAUAGUAGCUCAUUCAAUAUGGUUGCACUUAUAUUAAAGCAGAUCAGCUCUUCCACUCUGAGAUGAAAUGGCUUGUCUCCUGGUUCCCUAGCAUGAACAGCACCAAGUGUCCCUUUAGGCACAAAGGGUUAUUGAUCACUGCUGAGAAUGCAGGAUAAUCAGCAAUAGCGACUUAGCAGCUGGAACUCACUUAUGUAAUUAACAAGGUAAGAGGUAACACAAGCAUUAAGAGGAACCAGGAGCCAAGUGAAAGCCAAAAAAGUAAUUAGAAUGGAAGACUGGGAAACUGAGCAGAAUUUUAGGUGUCAGAUUUUGGCUGAUACCCCAGGUGAAGGGACUGGAUCUUAAAAGAAGUCGUGCCAAAAGAUGAUGGGAGGGAGAUAAAGGUGAGAUCCUGGUGUUGAUAAAGUAAGCCUUUUAUGGCCCUCUAAAUAAAUGGCUAAAGACAGGAAUGGAAAGUAAACAAUGACACUUAGUUCUUUAGUCAUGAACACCAAGCCACUAAGAAAACUUAGGAAUUAUACAGUAAAGAGUAAGAUAAAGAAGGUGAUAAAAUGUGGAAAAUAUUUUGUUCUUCAAUCUAGGAAGAACACCAAAACCAAAACCCAUUGCCGUUGAGUCGAUUCUGACUCACAGUGACCCUAUAG